Molecule: messenger RNA, 477 nt
Organism: Parasteatoda tepidariorum (common house spider)
Lineage: Eukaryota; Metazoa; Arthropoda; Arachnida; Araneae; Theridiidae
Gene: RpL24-like
Product: ribosomal protein L24-like
Biological process (GO): ribosomal large subunit biogenesis
Cellular component (GO): nucleolus
Molecular function (GO): structural constituent of ribosome
Source: RefSeq, a predicted model, not a curated record
UUGUUUCUUGGCCAAAAUCAAAUAACUUCAACUUCUACUUUGACGUGUUUUGGUUUUCGAUCGUGUGUUGAUGCAUGCGUAAAAUAAAUAAAUUUCUAAUAACUUUUAAAGUUUGACUUUAAUUACAGCUUAUUUUUUAUAAAGUAUGAGAGUUGAGCACUGUUAUUUUUGUUCUUCACCUGUUUAUCCAGGCCACGGCAUUCAGUUUAUUCGAAAUGACUGCAAAAUAUUCAGAUUCUGUAGAUCCAAAUGUCGAAAAAUGUUUAAUAGAAAGAAAAAUCCUAGAAAGCUGAAGUGGACAAAGGCCUUUAGAAAAGCUGCUGGCAAAGAACUUACUGUAGAUCCUGCAUUUGAAUUCGAAAAACGACGCAAUGUCCCUGUUCAAUACAAUAGAGAGUUGUGGCGAGAAACAAUUAAAGCAAUGAAAAAAGUAUCUGAGAUAAAAACAAGAAGAGAAGCUUGUUUUAUAGGUCAAAG